Molecule: messenger RNA, 6401 nt
Organism: Terrapene triunguis (Three-toed box turtle)
Lineage: Eukaryota; Metazoa; Chordata; Testudines; Emydidae
Gene: PTPN23
Product: protein tyrosine phosphatase non-receptor type 23
Exons: 25
Coding region: 54-5654 (1866 amino acids)
Biological process (GO): early endosome to late endosome transport; protein dephosphorylation; endocytic recycling
Cellular component (GO): endosome
Molecular function (GO): protein tyrosine phosphatase activity; protein binding
Source: RefSeq, a predicted model, not a curated record
GCUCCGGGCCUGCUGCGUUCCGGGCGCGGAGCGGCGCCGGCGGAGCGGCCGGGAUGGAGGCCGUGCCCCGCAUGCCCAUGAUCUGGCUGGACCUCAAGGAGGCCGGGGAGUUCGGCUUCAACCAGGCCGUGAAGAAGUUUGUUCUGAAGAACUAUGGCGAGAAUCCCGAGAGCUACAAUGAAGAGCUGAAGAAACUUGAACUGCUCCGGCAGAAUGCCGUGAGCGUGCCCAGGGACUUUGAGGGCUGCAGCAUCCUGCGGAAGUACUUUGGCCAGCUUCACUACCUGCAGAGCCGCGUCCCCAUGGGCGCGGAGCACGAGGCGGCUGUGCCCGUCACAUGGACGGAGAUCUUCUCUGGCAAGGCGGUUACCCACGAGGACAUCAAGUAUGAGCAGGCGUGCAUCCUCUAUAACCUCGGGGCAUUGCAUUCCAUGCUGGGCGCCAUGGACAAGAGAGUCUCCGAGGAGGGUAUGAAGGUUUCCUGCACCCAUUUCCAGUGCGCGGCUGGGGCUUUCACCUACUUGCGGGAUCACUUCCCUCACUCCUACAGCGUGGACAUGAGUCACCAGAUCCUUAACCUCAACAUCAACCUCAUGCUGGGCCAAGCUCAGGAGUGUCUCUUGGAGAAGUCGAUGCUGGACAACAGGAAGAGUUUCCUCGUGGCCAGGAUCAGCGCCCAGGUAGUGGACUACUACAAAGAGGCCUGCCGGGCUUUGGAGAACUCGGACACUGCCUCGCUGCUGGGGAAGAUUCAGAAGGACUGGAAGAAGCUGGUGCAGAUGAAGAUCUACUAUUUUGCUGCUAUCGCUCAUUUGCAUAUGGGAAAACAGGCUGAGGAGCAGCAGAAGUUUGGAGAACGAGUUGUCUACUUCCAGAGCGCGCUGGAUAAACUCAACGAAGCGAUCAAACUGGCAAAGGGUCAGCCUGAAACGGUGCAGGAAGCCCUGCGAUUCACCCUGGAUGUGAUCGGGGGAAAGUACAAUUCGGCCAAAAAGGACAAUGACUUCAUCUACCACGAAGCUGUCCCUGCGCUGGACACCCUGCAGUCAGUGAAAGGUGCCACCCUGGUGAAGGCCCUUCCCGUCAACCCCACCGACCCAGCUGUCACGGGCCCGGAUAUCUUUGCCAAGCUGGUGCCAAUGGCCGCCCAUGAGGCAUCUUCGCUGUACAGUGAGGAGAAGGCCAAGCUGCUGAGAGAAGUGAUGGCGAAGAUCGAGGCCAAGAACGAAGUCCUGGACCAGUUCAUGGACUCCAUGCAGCUGGACCCCGAGACGGUGGAUAACCUGGAAAUGUACAACCACAUCCCCCCCGUCCUGAUGGAGAAAUGCGCCGCGCUCAGCGUGCGGCCAGACACUGUGAAGAACCUGGUUCAGUCCAUGCAGGUGCUUUCGGGAGUCUUCACAGACGUGGAGGCCUCUCUGAAAGAGAUCAGGGACCUCCUGGAUGACGACGAGCGGCAGGACCAGAAGCUGCAGGAGCUGCUUGGCAAGCCGGCUUCUCCUCCUAGCCCUUCCCCGGGGCUGGCUGAGGUCAGCAAAGAGUGGGCCAAGUACAUGGAGGUGCACGAGAAGGCCAGCUUCACCAACACAGAGCUGCACAAAGCCAUGAACCUGCACAUCAGCAACCUGCGACUGCUGAGCGGGCCCUUGGAGCAGGUGCGGGCUGCCUUGCCCGCGCCGGCCCUGACGGAAGACGACAAGCAGGUGCUGCAGAACUUGAAGCGGAUCCUGUCCAAAGUGCAGGAGAUGAAGGACCAGCGGAUGUCCUUGGAGCAGCAGCUCCGUGAGAUGAUCCAGAAGGACGACAUCACCACCUCCUUAGUGACGACCGACCGCUCAGAGAUGAGGAAGCUCUUUGAAGAGCAGCUGAAGAAGUACGACCAGAUCAAGGUGUAUCUGGAGCAGAACCUGGCGGCCCAGGAGAACGUCCUGAAGGCCUUGACGGACGCCAACGUCAAGUAUGCGGCGGUGCGGAAGGUCCUGGCCGAGGUGGAGCACAAGUGGAACACCACGCUGCAGACACUGGUGGCCUCCUAUGAAGCCUACGAAGACCUGAUGAAGAAGUCUCAGGAGGGGAAAGAUUUCUACGCGGAUCUGGAGAGCAAAGCAGCCAAGCUCCUGGAGAAGGCCCGAGCGUCCUGCCAAGCAUCCGAAACAAGCCGGCAGCAGGUCCUGGAAAGAGAAAUGAAGAAGAAGCCGCCUCCAAGGCCCACUGCUCCCAAACCAGCCCUGCAGAAGAAGGCCUCUGAGCGGGACCUGGACCUCGCGGCCGGCCUGGAUGGAGCAGACCUACAGCAGCUGGGCUCCCUCUCUCUGGCCGACCUGCCGGAAGAGCUCCGGAGCUUGCCCCCUGACGUGCUGGCAGCGCAUCUCACCAGGCUGCCUGCAGACGCCCUGGCUGCCUUCUCCAUCAACCCGGCCUUCAGCGGCGGUGGCAUGAGGCCCCCAGGCCCGGAGGCUUUCCCGGCUGGCGCACGGACAGCCAAUGCGCCGAUACAGCUGCCGAUGGCAGCUCAGCCUGGCGUUCCCUUUAUCCCUGCUCAGUUCGGUGCUUCGGCGCCUCUGCCGGGACACUACUUCCCCGGCCGCCUGGCGACCCCCCCGCAAGGUGCCCCUGGGAGCCCUCUGCAAGGCCCCUUCCCCCCACAGACCUACAGCGGGUCCCCUGUGCUGCCGGCCCAGGUGAUGCAGCCCCACAGGCCUCCAAGUUCUGCCCCGUCACCCAGCCCUCAGCUGUACCCGGCUGGCGCCCUGCGGAGAGACCCUGGGCACCCCAGCCCCGCCCCUGCCCCCAUUCAGCCCGGCUACGCAGUCCCUCCGGUGCCUCCCCAGAGAUCCUCCCCCCAGCAUGUGCCCAUGCCUGGCUCUGCUCCAGUUCCCAUCACCCCCAGUGCCACCUACAGGAUGGGGCAGCCGGUCUCCUCCUGCGGGGCUCUGCCAGGCGGCCUCCCCACAGCCAUGGGCCCGCCUCAGCCCCCCCGGUUCAGUGGCCAGGCCCCAGGAGGGAGCGACGGCCCUCCUCACCCCCUUGGGGUCCGCCCGGCCACCACAACAGUCGACAGCAUCCAGGCGCCCAUUUCCAGCUACACCGCGCCCAGGGCCAUGGGCGGGCACAUGCCCCCGCGGCUCACCAGCCUCCCGCCUGGGCUCCCUCCUCAGGGCGGCUUCCUUGGCCCGCCCGCCCAGUUCCCCUACGCCCAAGGCGGCAUCCAGCCGUUCGGCCAGCAGCCCCCGUUCCCAGCGGGGCCGCCCGCUCCGAGCUUCCCCCAGCAGCAGUACCCACCUCAGGGUCAGGCCCAGCUCCAGCCGCUGCCCAUGUACCAGCCGCAGGCCCAGUUCCCGACCCAGUUCCCUGGCCAGCAUUCGGGGCUGGCCCACGUUUCUCCCCAGCCUCCCAGCCAUGCCCAGAUCCAUGGCCAGCUGAGAACACAGCUCUACCCGCUUCCUUCCCAGGACAACGCCCCUCAUGCCUUCCCUGCAGCUAUGCCCCGCGGGCCUCCCCCGCUGUCUCAGAGCCUCCCAGGCACUAUGGUGGCCCCGGCUCAGCAGCUCCACCCUCGCCCCUCGCUGGCCGGCAUGCAGCCCAUGCCAGCCGGCACCUCCGCUCAAGUGGUCUCUGCGAUGCCCUAUUGUCCUGCCCCUUCUGCCUGCCAUCCGGGGCCCCCUACAAACCAGCUGCCGCCUGGCUCUGCCAUGCCACUGGCUGGUCCCCAGCCCCCAUCUUCGAGUCAGUCUGGCCCUCACCAUGUCCCGUCUUCCCCCAGUCCCGCUCUGAGCCAGAUGCCAGGCGGCGUUAUUGUCCCAGGUCCUGCCAUCCCUUCCCCGGCGCCAUCCCCCCAGCCAUCCCUGGCUAUCCAACCUCCAGCCAUCUUGCCUUCCUCAGUGCCCGGCGCCCCUGCCCUGCCACAGCGACCCCCCCCAUCGCUCACCCCCAGCGCGGCCCCGCUGGCACAGGGCCCUGCCGAGGUCCAGUUCCACCGGCAGAGCUCUUCCACGGACGAUCUCCUGUCUUCGAGCCCUGAGAGCCAGCACGGGGGCUCCAAGACGGCGGUGAACCAGCCGCUGCUGCAGCCCACCAAGGCAGACGCCAAGGAGGGGCACAAACCCAAGGCCGUUCAGCUGAUCGAGAACGACCCGUACGAGAAGCCCGAGCACAUCAUGAGGCUGCUGUCCGAGCUGGAUCGGUUCCGGGGCAUGGUGGCCAGUCUGGAGAGGCCCGUCCCCAGGAGCGUCCCCGAGCUGGACGCCAUCUGGAAGGAGCUCCAGGAUGCCCAGGAGAGGGAUGCCCGGCAGCUGUCCAUCGCCAUCGCCCGCUGCUACUCCAUGAAAAACCGCCACCAGGACAUCAUGCCCUACGACAAGAACCGCAUCGUUCUGCAGUCGGGCAAGGACGACUACAUCAACGCCAGCAAGGUGGAGGACCUGUCCUCCUACUGCCCCACCAUCAUCGCCACACAGGCCCCGCUGGUGGGGACGGCCUCCGACUUCUGGCUGAUGAUCUACGAGCAGAAGGUCUCCCUCAUAGUCAUGCUGGUCUCGGAGCAGGAAAUAGAGAAGCAGAAGGUGGUGCGGUACUUCCCGCAGGAGCGGGGCCAACCCAUGGUGCAGGGUCCCAUCACCUUGAUCCUCACCAGCCUGAAGGUGGCCCCGACGCACGUGGAGCGGAUGAUCACCCUGCAGUUCCGCGACCAGAGCCUGAAGCGCACCGUCAUCCACCUGCAGUUCACAGCCUGGCCUGAGCUGGGCCUGCCCGACAGCAAGGGGAACCUGCUGCGGUUCAUCCAGGAAGUACACGGGCACUACCUGCACCAGCGCCCCCUGCACACCCCCAUCGUGGUCCACUGCAGCUCUGGGGUGGGGCGCACUGGCGCCUUCUGCCUGAUGUACGCAGCAAUGCAGGAGGUGGAGGCCGGGAACAGCAUCCCUGACCUGGCCCAGCUGGUGAAGAGGAUGCGGCAGCAGAGGAAGCACAUGCUGCAGGAGAAGCUGCACCUCAAGUUCUGCUACGAAGCUGUCCUCAAGCACGCCGAGCAGGUGCUGCAGAGACACGGGGUCACCACGCCGGCUUCCAGCAAGCCCCCCAGCAGUGCUGCCCAGAAGCUGUACCUGCAUCAGGACCCGCAGGACCUGGUGCUGGGCGGGGACAUGCCCAUCAGCUCCAUCCAGGCCACCAUUGCCAAGCUGAGCAUCAAGCCCCCCGGGGGCGGCCCAGAGCCUCCCCCAGACUGGCAGCUGCCCGAGCCAGCAGCAGUGCCCGAAGCCGUGAGCCCAGGGGCGGUUCCUGCAGCACCCGCCAGCGUCGCCCAGCCCAGCCUGACGGAGCACGUGCCCCCCACCAGUGCCGAGCUGCCCCCCGCCCACUCCGCCCCCACCAUGCCUGUGCCGCCGCCCGAAGCCGAGAGCAGCAACCAUGUGGAGGAGAGACCCAGCAGGGAGCCUUCAGCCACAAGCCUGGCUCCUUCCUCUUCCUCGCUGGAGCUCCUGGCCUCACUGACCCCUGAGGCCUUCUCCUUGGACAGCUCCCUGAAGGGCAAGCCGCGGAUGAACAAGCAGAGCUUCCUGCAGCCCCAGAACGGGGAGGGGCUGCGGGGACCCCGGCCCAGCGACGACCCCCUCAGCAUGCUGGACCCGCUGUGGACACUCAAUAAAACCUGAGCCGUGGGGGCCCGGCUGGGACAUGGGCACGCACAGCCCCUCCCUGGCCAUGCCAGCACGGCCCAUGGGGAGCCCCCCAGCGUGAUGGCUGGAAACUGGGGUGUUGGACCACAGCCUUUGUCCCCGCUCAGCCCUGGGCAGCAGAGAGGGGUGAGAAAUGCACACACAGCACUACAUGCCAGCUCCCCACUCAGUGCCUGGGCCCCCCUGGCAGCUAGCCCGGGGUGACCCCCACGGCAUGGAGAGCCAGCCAUUCCCCAGCCCCUCCAGUCCUGCACCAGGCCAGAGCUGCUGCUUGUCCCAGAGCCCCUCCUGGUGGGAGAAUGGCCUUGGGGCAGCAGAGGCGGCCCCUGUCCCUUCUGGCACAGCUGGCCCCACUGCUGCUCCUGCCUUGGGCCAGGAGCCGGCCCUGCAGUGCCUCCUGGUCUUCCAUUCACAGAGCCCAGGGGACGGAGCUGAACGGGUGCAUGGCCCAGAGCCUGGGCCCCUGGGCUGCUCGGGCCUGGCGAACGGAUCUGCGCUGUGCCCCUGGCGGCUCUCCAGGCAGGACCCUCGGCUCGGAUGCUGGCCGAGAGCCCCCAGCUGCAGUGAGGCUUGUCCCAGCCUGGGGAGGGACGUCCGGCUCUCGGGCUGCACCAUGGCUCCCUGCUCCCCCUCGCGGUGCCCAAUUGCCCUUCCCUGCUUCUUGCUCUGGCGCUGGGCGAGAGCUGAGCAAUUCCUCCCCCACCCUGGCCCAGGGACGGCCGC